ACCUUCGCCCAAGUUCAAUCCAAAUAAUAUUUUUAUUUUAUUUGUCGAGUUCAGCCAUUUUCGUUUUCCAAGUUCCAAGUGUGAAAGCACACUCCGUUCUGUUCUGGUAAAAAGCACCCAUCACCAUUUUCCCGGUAAAUAAAAAAAUAAAUAGAAGAAUAAAGAGUCGAGAGAAAGAAACAGGUUUGAACUCUCUUCUCAAUUUUCUUUCGCUGGUUUUUGGGUGGCAUCGUUAUCGUUCUUCUGUUUCCAAAGCUGAUUCUUGUGCUAUCUUGUUCUGGAUUUUCCAUUUGAGUAAAAAGCAAGAACUGUUGUCAAUUGUUGGUGCAGUGUGUUAGUUCUACAUUUGAGUAUUAAAUUUGAGGAUUGGUGUUAUACCAAGACAGAAAGAGGGAAACUUAGGUAAAAUAAGAGCUUUAUGGGGAAGCAUAGACACUUGACAGACCAGUUUCCAUAAGAGAAAUCACAUCAAUUCUAUGUAAAAACGUGGAAAUUGAAGUUAUUUGCUUCCAAUACGGCAUUUAAAAACCACGUCUCUACCACAAUACCGAACACACUAGUAGUAGUAGGGUAUCAUGGAAGUGAUGAAUGGAACACCAUUUGUGACAACCAGUUAUUGAAUGGGUUUGGUGGGGAUUCUGUGUUCUUCCGUAUUUCUUUUUAUCCCAAUUGAGUCUACUGGCAGAGCAGAGAAUAUGUGGCACCAAAACUUAGGUGUGGAUUCCACGGGAACUGUGAGUUUUACAGUCUUCAGUGCAAGUAUAUUUGUGCUUGUUGCUCUUGUUCUCUCCAUGUAUUUAGUAUUCGAGCAUUUAGCCGCCUAUAAUCAACCUGAGGAACAGAAGUUUUUGAUUGGUCUCAUUUUAAUGGUUCCUGUUUAUGCAUUGGAAUCGUUUUUGUCAGUAUUGAAUUCUGAUGCAGCAUUUAACAGUGAAAUUAUCCGAGAAUGCUAUGAAGCUUUUGCAUUAUACUGCUUUGAGAGAUAUUUGAUAGCUUGCUUAGGUGGUGAGGAGAAAACAAUUCAAUUUAUGGAAAGCAUGAGCCUAACAGAAUCCAUUAUUCCUCUUCUGAAAGAAGCAUAUGCAUAUGGAGUUGUAGAGCAUCCAUUUCCCUUAAAUCUCUUCUUGGAGGAUUGGAAUCUAGGCCCUGAGUUCUAUCAAUCUGUGAAAAUUGGCAUUGUACAAUAUAUGAUACUGAAGAUGAUUUGUGCAAUAGUGGCAAUAAUUCUUGAAUCUUUUGGGGUUUAUGGAGAGGGGAAGUUUGAAUGGAAAUAUGGGUAUCCUUACUUGGCACUAGUUCUUAACUUUAGUCAGACAUGGGCCCUAUAUUGCCUUGUACAGUUCUAUGCUGUUAUUAAAGAUAAGUUGAAACCAAUCAAACCAUUGGCAAAGUUUCUAACUUUUAAGUCAAUUGUCUUCCUGACAUGGUGGCAAAGUGUGGCUGUUGCAUUUCUUUUUUAUAUGGGAGCUUUUAGGGGAUCAUUGGCUCGGGAGUUGAAAGCACGUAUUCAAGACUACAUCAUCUGUAUAGAGAUGGCUGUGGCUGCUGUUGUGCACCUUUAUGUCUUCCCAGCAGAACCUUACAAAAUGGGAGAGAGAUGUAUUCGUAACGUAGCAGUGAUGGACGACUAUGCAUCGCUAGGAUCGCCUCUGGACCCUGAGGAAGUUCAAGACAGUCAGCGCUCAACAAGAACGUGGCUGGGAGCACAUAAUAAUCAGAGAGAAAAAAAUCCUAUGAAAUUUACCCAGAGUGUUCGUGAUGUGGUUGUUGGAAGCGGUGAAAUUAUUGUUGAUGACAUGAAGUUUACAGUUUCACAUGUGGUGGAGCCUGUUGAAAGGGGCAUUGCAAAGAUAAACAAAACCUUCCAUCAGAUAUCAGAAAAUGUGAAACGCCACGAGGAGCAGCGGACGCGAAACACCAAGGAUGAUUGUUACCUUGUUCCCUUGCGAACGCAAAUGUCAGAAUUUUCUGACGUUCACGAUACUAUGGGUGAAGGAAGUGUCAGUGAUAGUGGUAUGUCCAGGGUAAAGCGACAGCAUUUCCAAUGCAAAGCAGCAGCCACCAGAAGUAGAAGAUAGUGCUUUCCUUUACAUUUCAAUGUAUAUAGUCACACACGAAUCGACGUGAAAUUUUAAACUGCGUCCUUAUAUUUUGGUGAAUUUGCUAAAAUAUAAGUGUAUAUAUCUAACGUGAGGUAAUGAAAGUAUAUCGAGACACACGUAGAAUAAUACCCGCAUAGGUAUAUCGAGACAUCAUGUGUAGUGCUUCUAGAAGUAGAUGUUGAAGGAUGAUCAUAGGUUGGCCUUGUGUUUUGGACAACUCGUGAUCUAUCUGUUUUAAUUGCCCUUUUUUAAUAAAAAAAAAUAAUUCAUAUCUGAAUUAUCAAUGUUGGGACA
Glycine soja is the source of this 2396-nucleotide messenger RNA. Its product is annotated as protein LAZ1 homolog 1-like. The coding region runs from base 621 to 2078 and encodes 485 amino acids. NCBI's taxonomy places the organism in Eukaryota, Viridiplantae, Streptophyta, Magnoliopsida, Fabales, Fabaceae. The record is from RefSeq and is a predicted model, not a curated record. The transcript is spliced from 9 exons. Gene Ontology annotation, molecular function: transporter activity. Gene Ontology annotation, biological process: transport.